AGAGCAAUUUGGGGUGGCAGAAUUAUUCAUCACUGCACAACAAAUCGUUAAACGUUUUACAUAAACUGCUUAAAGUGUACCAAAAAUGUUUCGUUCGGCCUCCAGCGCGACGCUCGUGUCCCGUUAUUUCAUUUCUAUCAACCACCCCCGGAUAGCACCACUUACAAUCCCACUCGCAAAACUGACGAACCACGCUCCGAUCUCUUUCCAAAGUACCACAACGGAAUGGCACAAGGAUAACCGCAACCGGCGCGAGGAAUAUCAACAGCAGCGAAAGUGGAAGACCAAGGGACCGGUGCGUUUUCUGGUCGCUAGUUCCUUUCUGUCGUGGUUCAGCAAGAAAAACGACGAUGAAGACACACCCGAAAGCCAACUGAUAACCAUCAUCAAGCGGUCGAUACUGUCGAUACAGAAGGAGGAAUACCAGAAGGCCGAACAGAUGCUACACCUCGCACUCAAAAUGGCCCAAGACCUGCAGAGCAAGGACGGCAUCACGUACAUCUACGACAUUAUGGCCAACCUAGCGAUGGAAGUGGGCGACUUUGCGAAAGCGGAGAAACUGUUCGUCAACGUCAUGCAACGGUUGUUUUCGGACGGGUUUGUCGAGGACCACAUCAAAAUGCUUCAUAUAAGUUCGAAAGUUGCCCACCUUGCGCAACUGCAGGGCCAUCUCGAUAAGGCCGCCCAAGGGUUUGAAUGGACGCUGGCGAAGCUGGAAGAAAAGCUGAAACAGCUCGGAGACGACAACUCGAAGGAAAUCCGCGAACUGUGGGGCAUUACGAAGAACUGGUACGCGCAGCUGCUGAUGGAAAAUAAACGGUUUGCCGAGGCUAAACAAGCGUUCCUGCAGGCGUACGAGGCGUACACCGAAAUCCACGGAUUGCUCACCGAGGAAGGACUUACGAUACUGAACAAUCUUAGCGUUGCUUGCUCAAACCUUGAAGACUACGCGUCGGCUGAACGGUUCCUUAAAGAAGCGAUUGCGCUUGCCGCCCAAAUUCCCGAUCUCUCCGAGGCCGGCGUUUACAAGGCGAAUCUGGGUCUGCUCUACCUGCAGCAGGGCUUACUCCGGCAAGCGUCCGAGUUUUGUACGUUCGCCUGGCGCUACGGAAAGCAGCACAAACAUGAAGAAACUGUGAUACAGGCAAGCUACUGUCUGGAGCAAAUUAAAGCGAUGCAAAAGUAAUGCGAAAAGGAAUCCAUUUUUCCGGACAGUUGAAUGAACCACCAAUUCAGUAGUUAAACCUAUUUUCGAUUAUGUUUUGCACACCUCACAAGAAACCUAUUAUGUUGCACUGGAGAGUUUAAUAAAUGUUGUACAAACUAGUCAAACCACAUCCAAACAAGCUUCAGAGUACU
This is a messenger RNA of Anopheles coustani, 1359 nucleotides long. RefSeq names its product tetratricopeptide repeat protein 19 homolog, mitochondrial (gene Ttc19). The transcript is spliced from 2 exons. Gene Ontology annotation, cellular component: mitochondrial inner membrane. Gene Ontology annotation, molecular function: protein binding. Gene Ontology annotation, biological process: mitochondrial respiratory chain complex III assembly. Bases 86 to 1186 code for a protein of 366 amino acids. NCBI's taxonomy places the organism in Eukaryota, Metazoa, Arthropoda, Insecta, Diptera, Culicidae. The record is from RefSeq and is a predicted model, not a curated record.